GGCGUGAAGCCGCCUCAAGCACGCACGUGUGCGCCCGCGCGCGAGAGCUCCUGACUUCUUGUAUUUUAGUGCAACGUUUUCGGCCAAGUUUUUAGUGUUGUGCGCGAAAUUCGUUCACGUGUGAGAGAAGUGUCUUCGUCGGAAUUUUUUAUUUGUAGAAAACGCGCGCAUACUUGGGAAAACGCGAGGGUUCUUAUACACUGUGAUCAAUAAAAAAUCCAAAAGCUCAAGGCACUCGUUCCUCCUGAAAAGCGAGAAGCGAGCCGAGCGAAAUCAUCAAGAUAUCAUAUAAUUAUAAUACCGCAGCGCGUCGGUCAUCGCUGAAACUGUAAUACACAUAUCGCGCAUACGCAAUCCUCCUCUCGCGAGAUUACGAUUAGCCGAGGAGACACGCACGCGCGACGAGCGUUGACAUUUUCUCGGACACUGCCACACAUAGUUCGUGCGCGAAUCUGCCGAUGAUGUGUAUCGAGCGUGGGACGCUCUAGUUCGGCCGUUAUAUUGAGAGGAAAAUCACGCGCGCACGUGCGUCGCUUUCGAAGCGUCCCUUAUUCGGCGCGAGAUUAGAAUGUGGAGCGAUUGAGUCAAGUGCAAGGGGAUAAGAUUCUCGGAACCGGCGAUAAGCCGUUCCGUUUUUUUUUGGGGAUGAGUUUGGGCUCUUGAUGAUCCGACGCAGUGCGAUAAGCUCGUUACGAGCGAGCAAGAGGUCAGUUACUUUGUGAAGCGUUUGCGUUGUGUGACAGAUCUUCGAACGCUACUUUUAAAUUCGCCCGUAAUACACCAUUGUGGCAGUUCAUUUAUUUUCACAGCGAUCUCAUCAAGCAAAAACUCAGCCAUAACCCGUCGUUUCUGCCCAUUCGAGUCGUUUAACGGAUUAAGCGCACACGGCCGCAUGACUCGUAAAAGCUAUCUAUUAUCUGCGAAAUUCGCAGCGCGUUAAAAUGAAAACUUGGGUAUAAAGCGCCUCGUUCAUCUCUCGUGGUACCGAAAAAAGCUCGUCACCGUCGUCGGCAUUCGAUUUAGAGCGCCGAAACGGAAACCCGCGAGUAUACCGGCGAUAAAAGCUCACGCGGGGGAGCUAUAUGCGACUUUAAUAUACGCGCGAGCGCUACACGCGGCGUUUGACACCGAAAUAGAACGGGUUUAUGUAGAGGUACACACGCGUGUGGUUUUCGAACCGAUACACGAGGGAGGGAUUUUUUUUCGGGCGACGAUAUUUGUUGUAUCGCGCUGGCAGUGGUAUAAUCUGUGAGAAACUUAAUUUUUGUCAAUCGUAGAUAUCUUUAAUAAUGUCUUUAAGUUUUCAUAGACAUCCCAACAAACGAAAGCCAUAAGUGCACCGCGCGUUUCUCUCCAGAAAUCCGGCCCAGCUGUUCUCCAUUCAAAAGCUUUUUAAUCAGCAUUUUAUAUCGAAAAAAGUAUUCAACGUAAGACGUUUCAAAAGCACUUUAAACGAAAUCAAUAACAGUAUAAAACGAUUCUCGCUUAAUCGCUCCGUACACGAAUUCCCCUGUAGAGCCCAAAUGAACCUAACGGGUCGCGGGACACGCUCCAAAAGCUUCGUAUAUAAGUACAUACACGCGGAGGAAGGGAUUAACGAUCACAGCGUUCAUUUUCGCGCGCGCGCGCGAGUCGAUUCUUUUUUUUCUUCUUUUGGAGGUGCGACGAAAGACUUUCUCGAGAACCGGUACGAGUCGUUCUUUUCUGCGUUGCUCUUCUUUCGUGUUGCUUUUUUCGCUCGAAGAUUACACAUGCGGUUGGAACAACUUUUUGGCGGUAGUCGGGCGUCCUUAUUGUUUAAUACCCGCGUAUGAGAGAUUAAGCUGUGAUUAAGAUGGAUUAUUUUAAAUAUUUUAGUAGUAGCUUUAAAAUAUUUUUCUUUUUGUAUUCUCACUUGAGCUUUAAAUAUUGCACAGCAAAGUUAAUUCCAGCUUGAUUAAAACUUCAUUGCACACCUUCUAUAGCUGCUGAAUGAAAACACCUUAAAUUCACCCACAUCAGCAUCAUUAAUAUCUCCAUCCAAGCAGGAAACAUGCUCUUGCAUCGCAUGCCAAGCGCUUAAACCGCGAGACACACAUUAAUUUUUCAAAGUGCAAUGCACUUGGAAUCUCGGGAGGGAAAGAGAGAGAUGGCAUGUCCGAGUAGUCGACCGCGUUUCUCGGACGAUCGUCUCGUCGUCGCAAACGCGUAAGACACAGAUCUGAGAGAUCAGUGGUUCGACGCUAAUUUUCCGCUUCCUCUAUCGCGACCCGAAUUGUAUUAUGCAAUUGCUAACGCAAUCGCCUAGCGACGAGGAGGGAUGAUGAUUCUGCUGGCUUGUGAAUUGAGCUUUUGGAUUUUACAAAAAAUUAAUUCGCUGUGAAUUACUGCGUUUUGAAUUUCUUGCUGCAAGAGCGUAGAAUACGUAUUCGGUUCUUAUUAUAGUUUCGAGGCAUGAGGUAGUAUAGACGUUGCGCUCGUAACAAUGGGGUUUACGCUUUGCUUUCUAUGUUUAGCUGUACUUUUGAUGCAUCGUCAGUUCAUUUUGAAUAUACAAGCUUUCGCAAUGCCCGGUGAAACUGAUUUUGAAGUUCUUUAGCAAUCUCUAAUAAUAAUAUUUGAAGUGACUUAGCUAAAUCUCGCACAGCGAAGAAAUCCAAACGGCAGAAUUCACAGUAAAAAAAUUAAUCACGUCCCAAAAACUCUCCAGUCGGUCGCGGUCGCAUCAUCGACGAAAGCGAAAAAGCGUCUCGGCACAUCUGUUGAGACGAUAGCGGCACUUCCUGAAAACCCCGGCGGCAGUAGCAUCAUCUCAUCCGCUGCAGCAACAGCUGAUAAAAGACGCCAGUCGUCCGCCUCGGCAGUUCCAGAGCGCGUGCAUACGAGCCGGGAGAGACGGUUUCGAAGCUGAAGAUGUGGAUUUUUUGUGCGUUUGAAAACAUUGUCGAACGACACAACGUGUGUGAAUAAGACGGACUGAGUGUUUUAGGAGAUGGAGACUUCUUUUUCAAUUUGUGAUUUGCGGUGUUAGUGAUGUGAUAUUUCCAUGUGUUCAUACUGUGAGGUGACUUUUUACUAUGGCCGAGAUGAAGGAUUUCACGGCCGAGUGCUUGAACUUUGUGCUCCUGGGCAUUUGCACCAAAGUCUUUUAUUUCGCGCUUGGGCUCAGCGCCGAGUAUCACAAGGCCCAGUUGGAGGCCCACUUGAAGCUGCACAACGAGAAAUGGUCAGCGGACGACUACAAGCGCUGCAAGCUCUGCCGCAAGCAGUUCACCCAACCCGUCCUCUAUCGCCAGCACUUACGCGAUCACUACAAAAUGCAGACCAAGUGCCCCAAGCAGACGAAGCGCGGGGUCACGUUCGGCACUAUUUACAAGUGCAGACUGUGUCUGAAGUCCUUCGAAAAGCCCAGUCAACUGGCCCGGCACAUCAGGGUGCACACCGGCGAGAAACCCUACAAGUGCAAUCUGUGCAGCCGAAGCUUUUCGCAAAAGGGCUCCGUGAGGAUUCACAUGUGGCAGCACAACGGCAUCAGGCCUUACAGCUGUUCCCUUUGCAAGGCUAAAUUCAGUCAAAAAGGCAACUUGAACGCACACGUGCUGCGAGUGCACAAGAUCCAGGGAGGCGCGCCGAUCUACCGCUGCACGCGCUGCCCCUGUGUUUUCAAGAAGCUCGGCAGUCUGAACGGCCACAUGAGACGAGCGCACGCCGGCGCCGAGGAUGGGACCACCGAGGAAACCGCCGAGGAGGUCCAAGAAUCUCAGGAGACGACCGUUGACCCCACCGAAAACGUGGUAGAUACACCGUCGGAAGCAGAACCGAGAGCGGAGACGACGGAACUGCCCAAGGACGUUGAGGAUGGUUUCGUUCUCACGGAUGACAAGGAGCAGACGGCCGUCGUUACGCUUUUGGAUAAGGUUGCCAAUGAUGCCAAGGGGAAGUACGUUAAGCUGAAGCAGCGGUUUGUAAAUAACUGUAUACAGUACGAAUGCGAUUUCUGUGAUAAAACGUGCAAGAAGCCAUCGGACCUCAUGAGGCAUUUGAGGGUACACACGCGGGAAAGGCCUUUCAAGUGCAAGACGUGCGAUCGAUCGUUUACCCUCAAGUCCACCUUAAUGACGCACGAGAAGCUUCACGAGAAUGCUGGAAAGUACAAGUGCCAAAACUGCGACAUGGCUUUCAAUACGGAAAAUGCUCUCAGAGCUCACGACAAAACUCACAACAAAGUUCACAAAUGCAUGAUCUGCGUAAAAACCUUCUCGAGCUUCGAGCGUUUACGGGAGCACUCCAUGACUUUGCACAUGGGCCGCAAGGUCCAGUCGAGCCGUCAGAAAACGCAACUGCCAUCGGAAGUGCAGAACCUAACGCCCAAAGUCGUGUUGAAGGAGCCGCUCGUCUUAACCGAGCUUAGCAGCGGUUUGCUUCACGCCCAGCCCAAGUUCGCGAGGACCAGCAAGCUGGCCCAUAUCAAGGGAAGGCCCCACAAGUGCCAGACCUGUGCAGCCGCUUUUACUAAACUCAGUCAUCUUAAACAGCAUGUUCGAAUGCAUACCGGGGAAAGGCCGUUCGUCUGCCCUAUUUGCGACAGGAGUUUCACGACUAACGGCGCCCUUAAAGCACAUCGCCGUACGCACGACAUGCUAAAACCUUACCAAUGUACGAUAUGUAGCAUGAAUUUUUCUACCUUGAGUAGUAUGAAGAGGCAUCAUGUUACGCACAGCAAUAAAAGACCAUUUAUGUGUCCGUACUGCAAUAAAACCUUCAAAACGACGGUGAACUGUAAGAAGCACAUGAAACUACAUAAACAAGAAAUCGCGCAACAGCAAAUAGAGAGCCAGAAGAAACAGCAACAGCAGUCUUCAAAUUCGGAUGCAAUAGAGACAAUUCCUGCGACAGAACCAACCACUACCAUUAAUCAGCAAAUCACUUUUAAGCCUAUAGCAACUGACAUAACGCAAAACUUGAAUGAACAACUUCAAAUAAUGAACAACAAUAAUGCUCCUGAAUCGAAUUCUACGUUAUCUCAAAAUAUACACGUAUCGUGUCAGCAAGAAAAGAAUAUAUCCGUAGUAGAAAACUCUAACAUAGGUUCGACCCAAACAUUGCAUGCCGACGAGACCGGCACUAUUACCCUAUCUAACUAUACGGGUGACCCGACACUUACACCUGAAAGUAUUAGAGUAAUAGAAGAAACUCUGAACCAACAAUUAUCUAAUAUCGGACUAAACAUGGCACUUAACAGCAGCGUUAGGCAGAUUGAGGAACAUAAUAGUACUUCUACAGUUAACAGGGAUCAACCAACGUUGAGCAUUAUUUACGACAAAACUGUGGCAUCACCUAUGAAUACGAAUACCAUGAGUACAAAUGUUUUUUCUCCCCAAUACGAAGGUUUUGAUAUCAAUCAAAUAACUCUACAGGGUGACAAUGAAAUUGAUUUGGGAAUAAUACAAAACAAUUCGUCACAGACGACGAAUAUUUUACCAAAUAUGAUACAAAAUCAAAAUUACAGUUUGCAAUUUCUCAAUAAUGAUCUUUACGUGAAUACAAUUCUUAAACAAAGCCAAGUGAAUCAGUUAAAAGACAAUAAUCAUUUGCAUGAAUCGAUGAAAGUCGUAACAAGUGAUCAAGUUUGUAGUGACGCGAAUAAAGCUUCGGACAAAGAAAAUAAUUUACAAUGUCAUUUGUGCAACAUGCAAGAAUUAAGUAUUGACGACUUAAAGGAACAUCUUAAAACUCACCAAGAGCCUAAAGAAUUUGAAUGCAUCCAAUGUCUUGCGAAAUUUCGUACUACUGCAGGCCUCAAGAGGCAUAUGAAGACUCACGAGACACAGGAGACUCAUAAAUGCUACGAAUGCAAUCAAGAAUUUUCUACGACGUUGCAGCUUAGAGAACAUAUAAAAGAGCAUGUCAAACACGAAUUAAAACUGAAAAAUGUAGUGGAUGCUGAUUGUAUGCCUAAUAAUAUUAAAAAAGGAAAAAAAGACAAUACUGCCAAUAAGGAUAACAAAUGUCAAUACUGCCCAAAGACCUUCCGAAAACCCAGUGAUCUCAUAAGGCAUAUUAGAACGCAUACCGGUGAGCGACCAUAUCAGUGCCAAUAUUGCGAUAAGAGUUUUGCUGUUAAGUGCACAUUGGAUUCUCAUUUGAAAGUACAUAAAGGCGAUAAAUUGUUCGGUUGCAAUGUGUGCAAUACCAUGUUUACAACAAAGAGCAGUCUCAAAGUUCAUUUACGACUCCAUACAGGAGCUAAACCAUUUAAGUGUUCGAUUUGUGACAUGCAGUUUCGCACCUCCGGCCACCGUAAAGUUCACGAGAUGUCCCACAUGCGGGAAAGUAAACCCAUAGACCAGCCAACUUUGAUUGACGGAAGUUUAGACUCGGUAAAUACCGUAGAAUCAGCAGAAUCACCUACUGACACCCGAAUUGUGCAAAUCGUACACACAGUGCCUGUUCAUCAACAAUUAGAACAACAAAACGCGAAUCUCUUCAAUUUCAAUUCUAACAACAUUACGAUAAAUCCACAACAAGUAAGCUUCAGCAUGGAUGAUGGAUCGAGCCUGUUGAGUUUGAACGAAAACAAUCAGUUAGUGGCGAAUCUAGACUUUUUACUGGCUAACGGCUUGGUCAAUAUAUCAUCUGAAGGUCUGCAGUUGACUGACGAUUAUGUCGCGCAGAAGAUGCAAGAAGAGCCAAAUGAUGCUGAUGCACAAGUAAUCUUUGCGAGUGAAUUGCCGGUCACGGAUGUACAAAUAGCACAAGGGAUGCAUCCAGAUCCGAGUAGCAUCGAUAUGGAAAACUGCAUGGUUCUGCCGUUAGAAAACUUCGAUUCUUUUUUGGAAGGGAAAAAUGAUGAGGAUGAACUAAAAGAGGAUGAUAGCCCAAGUACGACAGGACCACGCUACGACUGUGAAAUUUGCGGUAAAUCGUUCUCCAAACCUUGUCAGGUCGAGCGGCACAUCCGCGUACACACAGGUGAACGUCCAUUUAAGUGUGAAACUUGCAACAAAUCAUUCUCCCAGAAAUCAUCAUUACAAUUACAUCAAAAAAGUCACACCGGCGAACGGCCUUACGCCUGUCCACAUUGCGAUCAAUCGUUUACUCAAAGCGGUAACCUUCAGACCCAUGUGCGUCGUAAGCACAAACUUGAGUCUGGAAAACGCCAACAGUUUGUCAAUGUUAAUUAUUUUGAUCCGAAUAAAAUUCUAACGUCGGAACAGCAGCAACUUAUGUUUGAUAGAUCGAUAGGGUUUGAGGAUAUGUCGAUCGUUGAGUUGCUUAAUUGAGGCUUUAGAAAAGUAAAUCUUGUUAGUAUUAUGAUUUUUGACCCAGUGAAUGCAAUAAGAUUAUGGUCUGACUGCAUUUGUUAAAAUAGCUAAUUUUCUAAAAUUCGCUUUAUUUUAGUCAUGCGCUGAUGCCUUUGAAUAAUCAAACCAAUAACAAUCAAAACUUACUGUAAAUCUUUACGAUAAAUCAAAUAGAAUAGAAUUGUAUUCUAAGUACACUAUUUCUGAAGUACUUGACUUUUUAUUUCUACUUCGUACGAAAUACAGAUUUAGUGUACUUCUGUAAAAUUAAUAAUAUACGAAUAUUUUUGUAAUUUUGUAUUGAAUAGAGGUAAUAAGCUAGAAAAUAUUUUUUAGAGAUACGUCUCUAUUGAUGCUAAUAGUUAUACGUUAACAAUUAUGAAUUCUAAAUGAUAUGUUUUUUAACUUUAGCUAAUUCUAUUGAUAUUAUAUAAUUGCAAAGACUGAAAUAUUUAAUAUGGAGUACUAUAGCGCCUGUAAGUUGGGCUAAAAUAUAAAUCCUUGGUGCAAACUCAGCCUAAUGAACUUGGAACACAAUCAGUGUUAAAUUGUUUAUUUUAGUGCAAUCAUGUAUUCAUAAAUUUAAAAACUGUUAUUAGUUGGUUAGCUAAUGCUGGUCGAUAUUCUUGACUUGAUUUUUGUAUAUUUGAGCUUUUUCAACUAUUGCAUGCCAUGAAAUUACUUAAAUCUAUUCACGUAAUCACUACAUUUUUUUUAUGCCUCAAGUGACUUAAAAAGAAAACAGAAUUAUAUUUUGCGUAGUAUAAAAAAAAUGUAUGAAUCUAGUUGAAAAUACAAUAUGUUGGAUUAAAGUAAAAAGAAAGCUGUUAAAAUUGACUGUUAAUAAAUUAAAUUUAUUCUGAG
This is a messenger RNA of Nasonia vitripennis (jewel wasp), 8147 nucleotides long. Its product is annotated as zinc finger protein 236. NCBI's taxonomy places the organism in Eukaryota, Metazoa, Arthropoda, Insecta, Hymenoptera, Pteromalidae. Gene Ontology annotation, molecular function: nucleic acid binding; zinc ion binding. The record is from RefSeq and is a predicted model, not a curated record. The transcript is spliced from 17 exons. The coding region runs from base 3057 to 7262 and encodes 1401 amino acids.